This is a messenger RNA of Trypanosoma theileri, 714 nucleotides long. RefSeq names its product 39S ribosomal protein L28. Gene Ontology annotation, molecular function: structural constituent of ribosome. The coding region runs from base 1 to 714 and encodes 237 amino acids. Gene Ontology annotation, cellular component: mitochondrial large ribosomal subunit. The record is from RefSeq and is a predicted model, not a curated record. The transcript has a single exon. Lineage: Eukaryota; Euglenozoa; Kinetoplastea; Trypanosomatida; Trypanosomatidae.
AUGCUGCGGGGAACCGGCCGAUGUCUCUUUUCAACCUUCGCGAUGAACCCCGAGACCGCCACCGCCCCGCACGGCCCGCCGCGUGGUCUCAUCAACCGUUAUGUUUCCAUGGGACUUCCACCGUGGGCUGCGUGGUGUAAUAAAGUCAACCGCUACUCCAUCUACCGCAUGAGUGGAGUCGCUCCACGUACUUUUCUGCCUAAACCUGCACAAGAAAUGGAUGUGAUUUGGUUAAAUGAGCGAGUGCGGGAGAGGGUGCGGACUUCACGCGAGGUACAGAAUGUCUACCGUCAACUGAAGUAUCCAUAUGUGAAGACAGGUAUUCACUAUAGUGAUGUGUUGAACCACUGGGUACAACUCCCAAUGGUGGAGGCGGCCAUGUUUGAAAUUGAGAAGGAUGGUGGCUUUGAUAAUUUUAUUUUAAAGCGCUCUGGACCUGAAUUACGCUCUACCUACGGUGAACGCAUUCGUCGACACAUUUUAGUGCGUCAGAAGGAAAUUCAGAAGAAUUUUGUUUUGGAUCAACAGGCGAAGAAACUUGCAGAUGUCAUUCGUGAAGAAAUACUCCCUUUAAAAGAUGAGAAGGCAGCAGAAAAAGUGUUGGAAAAGUAUGGAAUUGAAAAGGAGCAGUUUCUACGGGAAAUGGCACGUAUCAUUGUGGAGCAGAGGAGAAGCUCAAGUGCACUGGCAGUAACAGCAGAAGCCUCACCUUGA